This is a messenger RNA of Pimephales promelas (fathead minnow), 770 nucleotides long. RefSeq lists its product as uncharacterized. NCBI's taxonomy places the organism in Eukaryota, Metazoa, Chordata, Actinopteri, Cypriniformes, Leuciscidae. The record is from RefSeq and is a predicted model, not a curated record.
GCCACCUAAUCAAAGAUGGAUCUGCAUCUCUCAGUCUUUCUUCUGUUCGUUCUUUUCACUGGAGGACACUCUCUCAGCUGUUAUGAGUGCUCAAGUCUGACGGGUUCUUGUGCAGGACAACAGGUAACAACGUGCUCUGAACUUUCCCAGACAUGCAUAAGUUCAACAGCAGCAGGACUAAUUGAUGGCAAUCCUAUUAAGGCGAAGUUUAAAGGUUGUGUUCCAUCAAAUACCUGUCUGUACCCAAACAUCAGCACUGCAGUUGCCGCUCUUUUCUGCUGUAACAAAGACCUUUGUAAUGCCAAAGAUGCAGAACUUUCUGAAGAUUCCAGUCUUAAUAUGCCCAAUAUCCCCAAUUUCUCCAAUUUCUCCAAUAUACCCAAUAUCCCCAAUAUACCCAAUUUCUCCAAUAUCCCCAAUGGAAAGAAAUGUUACUAUUGUGAUGGAAAGAGCUGCUCAAACAUAAUGGACUGUUCAGGGAGUCAAGACCGCUGCAUUAAAGGAACAGUGACUGCCAAUGGUCAGACAUUUCCUGUAAACAGCUGUGGCAAUAAAGAGGUUUGUGAUAGUGUUCAGGGCAUCUCGUGUUGUGAGGGGAACCUGUGUAACGGGUCUCAGAGUGUCACUCAGAGCGUCCUGAUCCUCUGCGGUUCUCUGCUCUCAUACUUCCUGAUGCACUGAAUACAGCAGAUCUUCACAUUCUGAACUGAAUUUAUAUAUGUUUUUGCUGUACUAUUUAGUGGUCUGAUGUAAUAAACCACUGUAAAAAA